UGUGUUUUUUGCUGUGGUUUUGCGCUAGAAGCUGAACGGAAAAUUGAAUUCCUGCGCUCAAAGGUCGCUCGCUGGUGCUAAAAAGGAAAGACGGGAACCGCGCGUAUGCGUUGCGGAAGUGCGUACAUAAACGGCAUCGCAAAGGUUAAGCAAUUCGCUGCUGGCCAACGAAGCCCUCGCCGUCACAAGCAGCAAAAGUGCGUGCGUGCGUGCGUGACGAAGUAGCCUCCGAGCUUAUCGUGAGGAUAUCGUUUACUUGAAGUUUUUGGCGAAAACCCAAAGAUACCCGGGCAUCGACCGACCGAGUGCAGUUGAAUUGGUUGAGGAACAAUCCGAACAGAAAGCCAAGUGCGUGUAACGGAGCGAAAUAAUCAUAAAAGAUGGAAGCGCUCAUACCGGUGGUGAACAAGCUGCAGGAUGUGUUCAAUACGGUCGGAUCCGACGCCAUCCAGCUCCCGCAGAUCGUUGUUCUUGGCAGUCAGAGUUCCGGCAAGAGUUCGGUCAUCGAGAGUUUGGUGGGUAAAACGUUCCUUCCUCGAGGGACGGGUAUCGUAACGCGCCGUCCGCUGGUCCUGCAGCUGGUCUACACGCCGCUCGAUGACCGUGAGCACCGUUCGGCUGAGCAUGGUACGGUUGCGGUCGAAGAAUGGGGCCGCUUCCUGCACAUCAAGAACAAAGUGUUUACGGAUUUCAACGGCAUCCGGGAGGAGAUCGAGAACGAAACGGACCGGAUGGCCGGAGGGAACAAGGGGAUCUGUCCGGAGCCGAUCAACCUGAAGAUCUACUCGACGAAAGUCGUCAACCUGACCCUGGUCGAUCUGCCCGGUAUUACGAAGGUACCGGUCGGUGAUCAGCCGGAAGAUAUCGAAGCUCAGAUCAAGGAUCUGGUGCUGAAGUACAUCGAAAACCCAAACUCGAUCAUUCUGGCAGUUACGGCCGCCAACACCGAUAUGGCUACAAGUGAAGCCCUCAAAAUGGCCAAGGAUGUCGAUCCCGAUGGUCGGCGUACGUUAGCCGUACUGACGAAGCUCGAUCUAAUGGACGCGGGUACGGAUGCGAUUGAUAUUCUGUGUGGACGGGUCAUCCCCGUGAAGCUGGGCAUCAUCGGUGUGAUGAAUCGAUCGCAGCAGGACAUUAACGAUAAGAAAGCGAUCGAAGAUCAGCUGCGUGAUGAGGCCGCCUAUCUCCAGCGCAAGUAUCCGACGCUGGCCACACGGAACGGUACUCCGUAUUUGGCCAAAACCUUGAACCGACUGUUGAUGCACCAUAUCCGCGACUGUUUGCCCGAUCUCAAGACGCGCGUUAAUGUGAUGGCAUCCCAGUUCCAAUCACUGCUCAACUCGUACGGUGAAGAUGUCACCGACAAGAGCCAGUGUCUGCUGCAGAUCAUUACAAAGUUUGCCUCCGCCUACUGCUCCACGAUCGAGGGUACGUCGCGGAACAUCGAGACGACGGAAUUGUGCGGUGGUGCCCGGAUGUGCUACAUCUUUCACGAAACGUUCGGCAAAACGCUCGACUCCAUUCACCCGCUAACGGGCCUUACCAAGAUGGACAUUCUGACGGCGAUUCGCAACGCGACCGGACCGCGGCCGGCACUGUUUGUGCCCGAGGUAAGCUUCGAGCUGCUGGUGAAGCGUCAAAUCCGGCGACUCGAGGAACCAUCGCUCCGUUGCGUUGAGCUGAUUCACGAGGAAAUGCAACGCAUCAUUCAGCACUGUGGUACCGAGGUGCAGCAGGAGAUGCUGCGUUUCCCGAAACUACACGAGAAGAUUGUGGACGUGGUAACGCAGCUGCUGCGCCGUCGUCUACCCACCACGAACGCAAUGGUGGAGAACCUGGUGCAGAUCGAGCUGGCGUACAUUAACACCAAGCAUCCAGACUUUCACAAAGACGCGGCACUGGUUCCGAGCCUCAUCAAGACGGAUUCGCAAGACCCGUGGGCAACGACGCAGCACCAGUCCGGUAAUCCACCUAGUCGGCGACAGCGCCAGAUAACGCUCACCGAUAAGCUGGGGUUGGUCAACACGGCAGCAAAUCACGUUGGUGAACAACUUUCGCUGCAGUCGAAUCAACAGCAGCAACAGCAGCAGCAGAACCACGUAACCGAGCCAACCGGAUGGCUGGGAAGCAUUCUGCCACCAAACACGGAAGCGAUGAUCGGUGGUGGAGCUGCUAAUGGUGUUGGUCCAGAAAGUGUAACCAGCACGGCAAGCAAUACACCGACACAUGGUGUGCUUAGCCCCACCAAGCCGGUCAAUCUGCUGCCCGACGUGCCGAUUAACCAUUCAUCGCGCAAACUGACGGACAAAGAGCAGAAAGAUUGUGAUGUGAUCGAACGUUUGAUCAAAUCGUAUUUCUACAUCGUGCGAAAAUCGAUCCAAGAUUCGGUGCCGAAGGCGGUGAUGCACUUUUUGGUCAACUUCGUCAAGGACAACCUACAGUCGGAGCUGGUGACCCAUCUGUACAAGUCCGAUUCGGCCAACGAGCUACUCAACGAGUCGGAUCACAUCUCCAUCCGCCGGAAGGAGGCAAGCGAUAUGUUAAAGGCAUUAACCCGCGCCAAUCACAUCAUUAGCGAAAUCCGUGAGACGCACAUGUGGUAAGCAAACAGAGAGGCAACACCAAAAAACGCGCGGGAUUCAGCCGCGUGGUGGAGUGCAUUCACUUGUUCGUUUGUCAUCCUUUACUCGACGUUGAUAGAACGCUAUUAGUAGUGCAUCUCAGCUAGACCGUUAGAGAGUGAUAUUCGAUGGAUCGUAGCAGAGUAGUAUACAGCCGCUCGAUCAUGAAUUAUGGCGGAUCGGUUCUACAAGUCGAACAAAUUCAUUUCACGCGCGCCAUACUAUCGACUACCGACGCCGACUACGAGAUGAGACGGUGAGAGCGGAAAGCGGGACAAAGAUGACUAUCCUUCAGCAACUCUCGAAGGGCUUGUUAAAUUAGUUCAUUUCAAACCAUACAAUGGCAAAACCAUACAAUGCAUAUUAAGCGGAAUAGUAUCGAUCACAUGUGUGUAUUUCAAAGCGCAUGAAGGAGCGCGAUAACCAAAACAUAAGCCACAAGGAUAACAGUGAAGAAAGGAGCGGUUACACCAAACAAAGACACAGAGAGAGAGGGAUAGCUAGAAGAUAAACCAUGGGAGACGUGAUGCGUGAUAAAGCGAAAAACAAAACAUGA
Messenger RNA from Anopheles aquasalis, 3177 nucleotides. It is a transcript of the gene Drp1, whose product is annotated as dynamin related protein 1. Gene Ontology annotation, cellular component: membrane; microtubule; cytoplasm. Lineage: Eukaryota; Metazoa; Arthropoda; Insecta; Diptera; Culicidae. Gene Ontology annotation, molecular function: GTP binding; GTPase activity; microtubule binding. The record is from RefSeq and is a predicted model, not a curated record. Gene Ontology annotation, biological process: intracellular distribution of mitochondria; mitochondrial fission; endocytosis.